Molecule: messenger RNA, 1782 nt
Organism: Auanema sp. JU1783
Lineage: Eukaryota; Metazoa; Nematoda; Chromadorea; Rhabditida; Rhabditidae
Source: the annotation of a GenBank genome assembly
AUGCGCAUCCUUUAUCUAGGAUUUUGUGUGCUUGCCACAUAUGGCUUGGUUCUUGGCCGACCUUCAGAAGACAGCAAUGAGGAUGACACUAGCUACGAGGAAGGUGAAAGUAAAUCUCUGAUUCCGUUGCCCAGCAAAAGAGCUCUAGAAAUGGUGGGAGUUAAAUUCAUUGAUGCUCUCAUCAAGAAAGGACAAGUCGAAAUGGCAAAAGGAGCUUUCAAAACACAGCUGGAUGUUCUAGAAAAAGUUAAUCCAAAACAGUUUGAAAAAUAUAAGGAAAUGAGUGUCGAUGAACUAGCAACCGAUGCCGUGAUGCAGCAGGCUGAAAUGGCAAAACUACAACCAAAGACUGGAAAUCCUUUCGUUGAUAUGCUGAACGAGAAUGGUAUUCCGAUCGCUAGUAGUUUAAAAGGAAUUGAACAAGCAAUCAAAACCCAACAGGAAAUGGAAAACCAAGACCCUGCCGAGCAGGUAGCUCAAGCUGUUUUCGAGAAAUUCCAGAAGCAAAUCUUACCCGGAUUAGUUGCCAACAUCAUUGCUGGACGAAAUCCUUUCAAGAUGCCUCAACAGCCGAGACCAAUGCAGGCACCUCCAAGUGAAAUUCAUCGACAGGCUCUAAUGAUGGCAAAUUAUCCAACACAAUCAAACGUCCCUUCCGACAAUUUUAUUCGGAGAGCUCCAAUAAGCGAUGAUAGUGAAGUGUCAUUGAGUGAGCUCCGGGCUAAGCUAGCGGAAAGCCCAAGACUUAGACAGCUGUUGAUGAGUGACGAAGUUUCAUCAAUGCUGCAUGCCAGACAACACGAUGAACCGAUAGAUGUUAACUGGGCUGAACGCUCAUCUAAUAGACGUUACAAGGAUUCCGAUGUUCCGAGAGAGGAAGAAACGGCAGCAGGAUUAGAUGGAAAGGCUGCUAUAGUUCUGGGAAUACACGAUGUUUAUUCGGAGAAGGAUGUUAAGGAAUCGGAAUAUAAAGAGAACAUCAGAAGAGCCCCUCUAGCUUUAUCGACUGACUUACUCAAUACCCUCCAAAAAAAUGACGAAUUAAAAAAAGCCCUGACAAGAAUGACUUAUAGAGUGAAUGAUGUUGAAAAAUAUUUAGCUCCAAAGCCAUUGAUGAUCAAUCCUAAAGCUCAGCCCGGCUAUUUCAUCCCCCGAAAGCUUCCACAGAGACCUAGAAAAAUGCUUCCAUUAUUGAUAGGAAUGGCCUCCUCUGAAGUGGAAGAGAUACGUCGCAUGCCUAGUAGUCAAAGAAUUGAACCCAGGUCCAGCAGGGUUAUCCAAAAUUUGAAAAACAACCCGAACAUCGCUCCUCUAUUCAUGGAUGACUUUUUAGAAGAGAAACUAACCGGAAGACAAGUCUUGACAAACGAACAAAAGGGCAAACUGAGAUACAAAACUAUUAAAGCAUACCCUCGACUGUUCUCAUCCAAAACUUUGAAACCUAUCGAUGCAAAAGUCACGCAGAUGAUCGAAGAGCGACCCGUUCCACCCCUUUUCUGGAAACCAAAAGGUCGCCACACGAGAUUAAGAUGGACAGGCGCUACGGAAAAAGAAAUACCUGGCGUAGGAGGACGAUUCAUUCUCCCCUCUUUGGAUCCCACAAUGCCUGCUUUGAACACUGCUUACUCAACACAAGGAAGAGCGAGGGAAGAAUGGGAUAGCACAUUCAAAAUUCCCAACACAUGGUCCCCAGGAGAUGAAGCGGGUUUUUCUGUCGAGCACAAAAGCAAAAGAUUCGUGGGUGGGAACGCCGGAGUAGAUAUGCCCGCAGCAGGGUUUUAA